Messenger RNA from Chelmon rostratus (copperband butterflyfish), 3459 nucleotides. It is a transcript of the gene gucy2d, whose product is annotated as guanylate cyclase 2D, retinal. The coding region runs from base 1 to 3459 and encodes 1152 amino acids. NCBI's taxonomy places the organism in Eukaryota, Metazoa, Chordata, Actinopteri, Chaetodontiformes, Chaetodontidae. Gene Ontology annotation, biological process: cGMP biosynthetic process; protein phosphorylation; receptor guanylyl cyclase signaling pathway. The transcript is spliced from 18 exons. The record is from RefSeq and is a predicted model, not a curated record. Gene Ontology annotation, molecular function: peptide receptor activity; protein kinase activity; guanylate cyclase activity.
AUGGCAAGUCACAGAGACCCUCGCUUUCUGCACAACCUGUCCUACCACCCACGGUGGCAGCACGACUCAGUAAAAGUGAGGAGAAAAAGACAUAUGAGGACAGUGGCUACGCACAGUUGCAGUGGACAUAGUCAGUUUAAAUCAUUUGCAGCUUCAUCAUCAUUGUCAUCAAAACCACGGUUGCCAUCGUCCCCUGUGCAACGCUCCAGGAGCUGGUGGGGGAACUGGCUUCUUCUGCCCCUCCUCAUGGUCUCAUUUCUGCCCUGCCAAGCCUGGGCGACCACUUUCAAGGUGGCCCUGGUUGGACCCUGGACGUGUGACCUCUUAUACUCAAAAGCGCUCCCUGACUUGGCAGCCCGCCUUGCCACCACUCGCAUAAACAAGGACCCCUACCUCAACAAAGGCUACUGGUAUGACUACACACUGAUCAAUGAGGACUGCAAGUCCUCCCGUGCCCUUGCUCGCUUUGCUGAGCUGGAAGGUUAUGGUGCUGCUUUCCUGGGCCCUGCCAACCCAGGCUACUGCUCCUCAGCUUCUCUGUAUGCAAAGGAGUGGGAUGCUGGGAUUCUUUCCUGGGCUUGCCUCAAACCCAACAUGAAAAAAGGAGCGAUGUAUCCCACCUUCCUGCGGCCGCUGCCACUGUCCUCCCAUGUGCUCUUCACUGUGUUGCGUUACUUUCGUUGGGCCCACGUGGCCAUAAUCUCAGAGGAUACAGACAUAUGGGAUGCCACAGGGCAUGAGCUGGCCUCGUCACUGAGGGCCCUUGGCCUGCCUGUCAACCCCGUGAUCACAAUGGGGGACGACAAGGAAGGGCCUCGGAGAGCCCUGACAAAAGUGCGGGAAACAGACCGGGUCAGAGUGGUCAUAAUGUGCAUGCCGUCUGUCCUGAUUGGUGGUCAGUCCCAGUACCAACUUCUGACAACAGCCUUGUCCAUGCGUAUGAUUGACCGCGGCUACGUCUUCAUCCCCUACGACACCCUCCUCUACUCACUACCCUACAAGGAUGCAAACUACUACUUGCUGGGCAAUGACACCAUGCUGCGGAAAGCCUAUGACGGGGUCCUCACCAUCACUAUGGACUCUGGACCACGCAAUUUCUACGAGGCCUUCAAAGAUGCUCAGGACAGCUAUGAAAUCCGCAGCAGCACGCCUCCGGAGCAGGUUUCUCCAUUCUUUGGCACCAUCUACAACAUGAUGUACUACAUAGCUAUGGCUGUGGAGCAGGCCCGUGCCAACGGAGGCCGCUGGGUAACUGGAGGGAUCCUGGGUGACAGCAAGGGCGGCUUUGAAUUUGAAGGCUUCAAUCAGCCCUUGAGGUCCGGAAGGAACGGCGAAGGCAUGCAGGCUCGCUAUGUAGUGCUGGACUACAGCGGCAUGGGCACAUCUCUCUACUCCACUCAUUCUCUGGAUGCUGCUCAUACAGACGGCAAGAUGGGGGGUUUGAAAUACCUCAGCCGUUCGAUCCAUUUCGCCGGCAGCACGCCCUACACUGACUCCGGCUGCUGGUUCAGCCCAUACUUUGCCUGUACCGGAGGCAUGGAUUCAGUCACUCUCCUCUUUCUCCUCCUGCUGUUCGUUGGAUUAUCUGGAUUUGGAGUCAACGUCCUUAUUGGUUUCAAAAGAAGCGGCAGGGUUGGGUUCAGCUUUUCAGGCGGUGGUGGCGGUGGAUCGACGAAGGUAGUCCUGACCCUGGACGACCUGAUCUUCAUCAACACUCAAGUCAGCAAACGGAAGCUCAAUGACGAAAGCAUCUUGAGAAGCCAGCUGGACAUAAAGACGCCUCACCACUCGGUGUCCGGUCGCAGCUACUUGGCCUCCACGCCAGACAGCUCGAAUGUUGCUGUGUUUGAGGGUGACUGGGUUUGGCUUAAGAAAUGCCCCAGUGGAGUAGUAGCAGGUGUCAACAGCAGCACUGAGAAUAUCUUCGUCAAGCUCAGAGACAUGAGGCACGAGAACCUCAACCUGUUCCUGGGCCUGUUCUUCGACUCUGGGAUCUUUGGCGUCGUGACCGAGCACUGCUCCAGGGGCAGCUUGGAGGAUCUGCUCAACAACGAGGACGUACGUCUUGACUGGAUGUUCAAGUCUUCCCUGUUGAUGGAUCUGAUUCGGGGCAUGAAGUACCUGCACAAUCGUGACAUCAUCCACGGACGGCUCAAAUCCCGUAACUGCGUGGUAGACGGCCGCUUUGUGCUGAAGGUGACAGAUUAUGGGUUCAAUGAAAUUCUGAUUGCCCAAAGCAUUGACACUGAGGAGGAAAAGCCAGAGGAUCUGCUCUGGGCGGCUCCCGAGCUGCUGCGAAGUCCCGGCAUGAGGAGGAGGGGCACUUUCCAGGGAGAUGUCUACAGCUUCUCCAUCGUCGCGCAGGAGGUCAUCUGCCGCUCUGCACCUUUCUGCAUGCUGGACAUGCCUGUCAAGGAGAUUAUCAGCAAGGUCAAAGAGCCUCCUCCUCUGUGUCGGCCUGUUGUCUCAGUGGACGAGGCCCCACUGGACGUGAUACAGGUUUUGAAACAGGCCUGGAGUGAGGAGCCGGAGAGGAGGCCGAACUUUGAGGAUAUCUUCAAACAGUUCAAGAGCAUCACCAAGGGGAAGAAGACCAACAUCAUCGACUCUAUGCUGCGUAUGCUGGAGCAGUACUCAUCCAACCUGGAGGAUCUGAUUAGAGAGAGGACAGAGGAGCUGGAGGUGGAGAGACAGAAGACUGACAAACUGGUGGCUGCGAUGUUGCCCAAGUCUGUGGCUCAGGCGCUGAAGACGGGCAAGCCCGUCAAACCCGAGCACUUUGACGAGGUCACGCUGUACUUCAGUGACAUUGUGGGCUUCACCACCAUCUCAGCUCUCAGCGAUCCCAUCGAGGUGGUCGACUUGCUCAAUGACCUCUACACACUCUUUGAUGCUAUCAUUGGACUGCACGAUGUCUACAAGGUGGAAACUAUCGGAGACGCCUACAUGGUAGCCUCAGGAGUCCCUGCUAGGAACGGCAACCGUCACGCAGCUGAGAUGGCCAACAUGUCUCUUGACAUCCUCCACUGCAUUGGGACCUUCAAGAUGAGGCACAUGCCUGAGCUCAAAGUCAGGAUCCGUAUUGGCCUGCACUCUGGCCCCGUGGUAGCAGGAGUGGUGGGUCUCACGAUGCCUCGGUACUGUCUGUUUGGAGACACAGUCAACACAGCAUCUCGAAUGGAGUCCACAGGGUUGCCUUACAGAAUCCAUAUCAACCAAAGUACAGUUGAUGUCCUGAACACCUUGAAGCUGGGAUACAAGAUUCAAUGCAGAGGCAUGACAGAGUUAAAGGGAAAAGGGGUUGAGAACACUUACUGGUUGGUGGGGAAGGAGGAUUUCAACAAGCCUCUUCCUAUACCACCAGACCUUCAAGGGGGAAGCAAUCAUGGUAUCGCUUUAGAGGAGAUACCUGUUGACAGAAGACAGAAAUUCCUGGACCGACAGAAGAAGAUGGGCUAG